Laetiporus sulphureus 93-53 is the source of this 1470-nucleotide messenger RNA. RefSeq names its product Indoleamine 2,3-dioxygenase. Gene Ontology annotation, biological process: 'de novo' NAD+ biosynthetic process from L-tryptophan. Lineage: Eukaryota; Fungi; Basidiomycota; Agaricomycetes; Polyporales; Laetiporaceae. Gene Ontology annotation, cellular component: cytoplasm. The transcript has 2 exons. The coding region runs from base 1 to 1470 and encodes 489 amino acids. The record is from RefSeq and is a predicted model, not a curated record. Gene Ontology annotation, molecular function: heme binding; metal ion binding; indoleamine 2,3-dioxygenase activity.
AUGAACUUUCUGCACUUACCAUCUUCCGACCUCCCUCCCGACCACUUCCUCGCCCUUCCGCGUCCGGAUCAUGGACUGGCCGCGGCGGGUACGCCAGACACCUCUACGCUCGCCGCGCACGACUUCGAUGUCGACACGCGCACGGGUUUCAUGCCCCCGCAACCGCCGCUUGCGCGCCUCCCGCAGGAAUGGGAGCCAUGGGAGGCCGCGCUGGACGAAGCGCUCAAUAACAGGCUGCAGCUCGCGGAGAAAAGGGGGUUGACAGAAGUCGAAGAGGCUCAGUCGGAUCGGUGGCGAAAGCGGGUCAAAGAGCUUCCAAUCCUGGAGACAGAUGGCCUGAAAAGGUCGGAACUGCUCCUUCGGCGAGCGCAUCAUGUCCUCGCGUGGAUCAUGCACUUCUACGUGCACACUAUCCCCGUCACCUUUCCCGAAAUACGCAUCCCUCCGCCCAUCGCUGUCCCUUUCCUCCAGGUCUCCUCCCAGCUGCAGCUCCCACCAAUACUAACUUAUUCUGACGACGUGCUCUAUAACUGGGCAUACAAGAAGCCCACAUCACCUGCGUUUCCCAUACGUCCACCGGCCCUCGAUAACCUCCGGUGCCUGACACUAUUCAGCGGCACUCGGGAUGAAGAGGAAUUCUACCUAGCCUCUGCACGCAUCGAGCUGCGCGGCGUCGAGGCCCUCAGCCUCAUGAGUGCGAUGAUGGACGAAGCCUUCCUCGGCGAUGCGACAGCCAUCCGGCGCAUCACUUCGUACCUCCACACGCUCGCGAAGGUCAUCAACGAGCUCACAACCAUUCUGGCUGCAGUGCGCGAGGGCUGCGACCCGGAUGUCUUCUACAACGACAUCCGCCCAUGGUUCCGAGGCGCGGAUUCAGACUCGACGCGUAAAUGGAUCUUCGAAGGACUCGAGCUCGACCCGACACUGCAGCGGCCCUCGGAGCUUUCAGGUCCGAGUGCAGGGCAGAGUUCGCUCAUCCACGCACUGGACAUUUUCCUCGGGGUGGACAGGUACUCUCACUCGAAUUUCCCCAUCGGAAAGUCUGCCAAGACGUCUCAGCCCGCAUCCGAAUCUUCAUCGGGCUCGUCUUCUGCAGCGCCGACUGCGUCGUUCAGCUCCGCGCCUGGGACGACGUCGGUGCCCUUCCUAAUACGCAUGCAGUCUUACAUGCCACGGCACCAUCGCGCAUUCCUACGGCACCUCUCGGCCAAUCCGCGCCCGAUCCGCGCGCUGGUUGAGUCAUCGAAUGACCCGAAGCUGCUUGAAGCGUACAACGAGGCGGUCAACGCGCUCAAAAUGUUUCGGGAUGCACACGUCCGGGUCGUCGCUGCAUACAUAUUGGGUCCGUCCAGGCGUGCAGGCGGCUCAAAGGCUAAGCAGGCGAAGGGCACGGGUGGAACGGAUGCGUUCAUGUUUGUGAAAGGCGUUCGGGACCAGACGACGGGCGCUAUGCUGAAGCCUGAAACUUGA